AGGAGCAGCAGGAGGAGGAGGAGGAGGGGACGCACGGAGGGAAGAGACGGGGAGGGGAGAGCGGGAGGGUGCGGUUGAUGGCAGUCGAGCGCCGCCACAAGGAGGAGCUCAGCACGGACGUUGAAGCCGACGUUCAGCACGGUUUUUUCAAUACCAGGAAAGUGAAAAUGGAGACGAAGAUGGACGAUUCUAGGCAAGAGCGGGCCGCAGCGGAGCCGCCGGGCCCGGUCGCUGCGGGCAACGCCGCGGUGAAAAUGGAAACCCUUGACGAUGGUCACGUGACUGCCAAAGCGAAACACAUUACCUCAGCGGACGGCGUCGGCGGCUUUGCCCAGCGUGCCCUGCAAAGAGGCUGCCCCGCCGCCGGAGCCUCCCACGAUGCACCGGGGCUGGGCGGCGGCGGCGACGGCGAGCAGAGCGGCUCCAGGAAGUCGAAGCGCACGUGCAAGGGCGCUCUCUACAAGACGCUGGUGCUGGAGGGGAUGCUCACGACGUUGAGAGCCAACCUCGACCGAGGCAAGAAGGGCUUGCGGAGCCUUGGGGAGGAGCCCCACAGGAGUCGGGAGGAGGAGCAAGUCUCGCCCGUCUCGCCCGUCUCGCCCGUCUCCCCGCGACGUCUCAAACGCACGCGCAGCAAAGACUCCGACAAGCCACGACUGGGCUCGCUGCAGAAGGAGUUGGAGGAGAAGCUGAGUCGACUUCCCACGUCGCAGCCUCCCAGCAAGAAACCGCUCACUCGCUCGCCCGCAGACAGAGGCGGCCCAUCUUCCAAGAAGCAGCCGUUCCACAAGAUCGUGAGCAAGUACAAGCACAAGCGGGACUCCGGCCCCGCUUGCAGGCCCUCCGCGUCCGGGCCGCCGCCGCCGCCGCCCACCACCUCCUCCUCCUCCUCCUCCUGCUCCUUCGGCGACCCCUCGACCCCGGGCCCGUCGGGGAGGCCCUCCUGCCCGCGCGCCCCCCACGGAGAGGCGCGCGUCGGGGCGCCGGCCUCCCCGCGCUCCCCGGUCUCGCGCAAGGCCGGCGCCGCCCCGCCGGCCCGCCGCGGCCCGGGCAGGCUGCCCACGGCGGGCAGCCUCACGGGCAGCCAGAAGAGGAAGGCGCGAAAGUCUCGAAUCACCCACCUGGUCCGCUCGGCCGACGGGCAGCUCUCGCCCACGUCAGACCGGCCGCGGCCGUCCGCCGCGUGCCCGUCGGACCGCGGUGCGGCCUCCGAGGGGAGCGCCUCGGUGCCGGGCACCCCCACGGACGCCUCGGCGGCGGGGUCCUCGUCCGUGCCGGGCACCCCAUCGGACGCCUCCCUGGGGUCCUUGUCGAGCUUCUUCAGCCUGGCCGCCCUGGCCGAGGUGGCGGCCAUGGAGACGACCUCGAGACCCCAACCAACCAAUCGUACGAGAGAAAGUCAGGCCAAAGAGAUCUCCCAGACCCCCCUCUAUAUCUCAUGUAUGGACUAGUCCGUCCCAUCCCCCAACACUGCUGGAAGCUUCCACAUGUACCCAGGUGGGGGGGGG
This is a messenger RNA of Petromyzon marinus (sea lamprey), 1508 nucleotides long. The record is from RefSeq and is a predicted model, not a curated record. NCBI's taxonomy places the organism in Eukaryota, Metazoa, Chordata, Hyperoartia, Petromyzontiformes, Petromyzontidae.